Messenger RNA from Acipenser ruthenus (sterlet), 1505 nucleotides. Its product is annotated as transcription factor HES-4-like. NCBI's taxonomy places the organism in Eukaryota, Metazoa, Chordata, Actinopteri, Acipenseriformes, Acipenseridae. The transcript is spliced from 4 exons. The record is from RefSeq and is a predicted model, not a curated record. Gene Ontology annotation, molecular function: DNA-binding transcription factor activity, RNA polymerase II-specific; RNA polymerase II cis-regulatory region sequence-specific DNA binding; protein dimerization activity. Gene Ontology annotation, biological process: regulation of transcription by RNA polymerase II; regulation of neurogenesis; anterior/posterior pattern specification. Gene Ontology annotation, cellular component: nucleus. Bases 236 to 1126 code for a protein of 296 amino acids.
AUACCAGGAGCGUGCUGCUGGAUGAGAGAGAGCAACCCUGCAAGAAACAGCUGCAAAGCGCAUGACAGACUGGCACGCAGUGAUACAGCUCAUACUGGUCUCAGUCUGCUUUCAAGAUCUUAGCCAAAAAAAAAAAUCGAUUAACACUGCAACGUUAAUGCGAUAUACCCGCUAGUGUUCUACAACUUUUUCAAACUCUUAAAAGGAUACCUCCUUGAUCAAAACGCCUUCCCACAUGAAAAUGCCAGCCGAUACCAUGGAGAAACCUACCGCAUCCCCAGCUGCUGGUGCGCCGGCAAGCGCUGCUCAAUCGCCGGACAAGUCAAAGAGUGCAAGCGAACACAGAAAGUCAUCCAAACCCAUCAUGGAAAAGCGCCGCAGAGCGAGGAUUAACGAAAGCCUUGGGCAACUCAAGACCCUGAUUCUGGAUGCUCUUAAAAAAGAUAGCUCCAGACACUCAAAACUUGAAAAAGCCGACAUCCUUGAGAUGACUGUGAAACACCUGAGGAACCUGCAGCGUGCCCAAAUGACUGCUCUCACUGCUGAUCCCACAGUCAUGGGAAAAUACCGAGCUGGAUUUAACGAGUGCAUGAACGAGGUGACCCGGUUCCUGUCCACUUGCGAAGGGGUUAACACCGAGGUCAGGUCCCGUCUCUUGAACCACUUGUCCGGCUGCCUUGGUCAGAUGAUCGCCAUGAACUACCCGCAGCCCGCUGGGCUCCAGCCGGGCCACCUCGCGCAGCCCUUGCAAGUGCAGCUCCCAUCCGCAGCAACUGCCCCCCUCAACGGAGUCUCCAUGCCCGGCAAGCUCAGUCCGGCCGAAGCGAUCUCCCCAAAGGUAUACGGCGGCUUUCAGCUUGUUCCCGCAACGGACGGACAGUUUGCUUUCCUGAUUCCCAACCCUGCAUUCGCAUCUGCCAAUACCCCGGUUAUUCCUCUCUACGCCAACACCAACGUGCCAGUGGCCGUCAGCACCAGCCCUGUGCACGCCAACGCAGCGCCAACCGUGACGUCUCCGAUCCAAGGCAUGACGUCAUUCGGAAUCUCCGGUGUUUCACGAGCUGUCAGCCCCAUGGGCGUCAUCAGCACCGGCCCAGAGAGCGAAUCUGUGUGGAGGCCUUGGUAAAGAAAAGACAAAAAAUAAAUGAAAAUAAAAUAGGCCUUCUCCCUAGAACACUUAUAAAGACUAAAAAAAAAAAACCGUUCCGUUGUAAGGAACGCACCAAGCUCUUCUGAAGGACUUACAAUAAGAGUUGUUGUUAUUUAUUAUGUUUAUCCAACAUUUGGAUGACUUUUUAUAGUUGUAAAUAUGAUUUUCAUUCUUGGUGAAGAUGUUUAUAUUGAAAGUUCUUUUUUUCUGGAAAGAAUAUAGUUUUGUAUUAACCUGUCACAAAUGAGUGUUUCAAUGCCAAAGUCAUGUUUUUUUUUAUUUGUAUUCUAGUUUUGUGUUUCAAGCCUCCUGCAUACAGAGGGUUCAAAUAAAUACAAUAUUUGAAAUUUAUAAA